Messenger RNA from Epithele typhae, 4926 nucleotides. RefSeq names its product 1,3-beta-glucan synthase. Gene Ontology annotation, molecular function: 1,3-beta-D-glucan synthase activity. The record is from RefSeq and is a predicted model, not a curated record. Lineage: Eukaryota; Fungi; Basidiomycota; Agaricomycetes; Polyporales; Epitheliaceae. The transcript is spliced from 9 exons. Gene Ontology annotation, cellular component: 1,3-beta-D-glucan synthase complex; plasma membrane. Gene Ontology annotation, biological process: fungal-type cell wall polysaccharide biosynthetic process; (1->3)-beta-D-glucan biosynthetic process. Bases 1 to 4926 code for a protein of 1641 amino acids.
AUGUCGACGGAGGAGAUUGAAGAUAUAUUCCUGGAUCUGCAACAAAAGUUCGGUUUUCAGAAGGACUCCAUGCGGAACAUGUUCGACUUCCUGAUGACCCUCCUUGAUUCGCGCGCAUCCCGCAUGACGCCCAACCAAGCCCUCCUCACCGUUCAUGCCGAUUAUAUCGGUGGACAGCACGCAAACUACCGCAAGUGGUACUUCGCUGCGCAGUUGAACUUGGACGACGCCGUCGGCCAGCAGCAAAAUCCUGGCCUCCAGCGCCUGCGGAGUGUCAAGGGAAAUCCGAAAGGAGCGAAGUCCCUCGACAGCGCACUCAACCGGUGGAGGAACGCCAUGAACAACAUGAGCCAAUAUGACCGUCUACGCCAGGUCGCGCUUUACCUGCUUUGCUGGGGAGAGGGCGGUAACGUGCGUUUCACUCCCGAGUGCAUGUGCUUCAUCUUCAAGUGCGCGGAUGACUACUAUCGGAGCCCCGAGUGUCAAAAUCGCAUCGACCCCGUUCCGGAGGGUCUCUAUCUCGAGACGGUGAUAAAGCCCAUUUACCGCUUCAUGCGAGACCAAGGCUACGAGGUUGUGGACAACAAGUUCGUUCGUAGGGAGAAGGACCACCACGAAAUCAUUGGCUACGACGACAUCAACCAACUCUUCUGGUACCCGGAGGGCCUUGCUAAGAUCGUUCUUCAGGACAACACUCGUCUGAUCGAUGUACCUCCGGCUCAACGUUUCACCAAGUUCGGUCGUAUCGCGUGGAACCGUGUCUUCUUCAAGACGUUCUUCGAGAAACGGUCAUCCGCGCACCUGCUCGUGAACUUCAACCGAGUGUGGAUCCUCCACGUCGCCGUCUUCUGGUUUUAUACCGCUUUCAACUCCCCAAAGGUAUACGCGCCGAAGAACCAGAAGUCCCCGUCCGCCCCCAUGCAAUGGUCGGCCACUGCGCUUGGUGGUGCUGUCGCGACGUCAAUCAUGAUUGCUGCCACUUUGGCGGAGUUCCGUUUCAUCCCCACUACGUGGAACAAUGCCGGUCAUCUUACUGCUCGCUUAGUCUUCCUGCUCAUCCUUCUCGCGCUGACCGGUGGUCCCACAUUCUACAUCGCUCUCGUCGACGGUCGUCCCGGCCAAGGCAACAUUCCACUCAUCAUCGGCAUCUCACAGUUCUUCAUCUCCGUCGUCGCCACGGUGGCAUUCGCCAUCAUUCCCUCCGGCCGCCUGUUCGGUGACCGUGUCGCGGGCAAGUCGCGGAAGUACAUGGCCUCCCAGACGUUCACAGCUUCCUACCCAAUUCUCCCCCGCAGCGCACGCAUGGCUUCCAUCGGGAUGUGGCUGCUCAUCUUCGGCUGCAAGUUCACGGAAUCCUACUUCUUCCUAACGGAGUCAUUCAGUAGCCCCAUCGCUGUCAUGGCCCGGACGAAGGUGCAGGGAUGCAGCGACAAGUACCUGGGCUCCAGUCUUUGCAGCAACCAAGUCCCCUUCACUCUGGCGAUCAUGUACGUUAUGGACCUGAUUCUCUUUUUCCUGGAUACGUACCUUUGGUACAUCAUCUGGGUUGUAGUGUUCAGUGUCACUCGGUCGUUCCAUCUCGGUUUGUCCAUCUGGACGCCCUGGAAGGAGGUCUACACUCGCAUGCCGAAGCGCAUUUACGCUAAGCUCCUCGCGACGUCAGAGAUGGAAGUGAAGUACAAGCCCAAGGUUCUGGUCUCGCAAGUGUGGAAUGCUAUCAUUAUCUCCAUGUAUCGCGAGCACCUGCUCUCCAUCAACCACGUCCAGCGUCUUCUCUACCACCAAGUCGAUGGUCCGAAUGGCCAACGUACACUCCGCGCUCCUCCGUUCUUCACCGCCAACAACGGCAACGAGAGUGCCUUCUUCCCGGCCGGGGGUGAGGCUGAGCGUCGUAUCUCGUUCUUCGCCUCUUCCCUCACGACUGCGCUUCCGGAACCCCUCCCCGUCGAUGCCAUGCCCACCUUCACUGUCCUUGUUCCUCACUACUCCGAGAAGAUCUUGCUCAGUCUCCGCGAGAUCAUCCGCGAGGAAGAUCAGAACACCCGUGUCACUCUUCUGGAGUACCUCAAGCAGCUCCAUCCGAUCGAGUGGGACAACUUCGUUAAGGACACCAAGAUUCUGGCCGAGGAGUCGGAGACAACCACUUUCGACGGUACCGCCACUCAGAACGAGAAGUCCGGUAAUAAGCGCACCGACGACUUGCCUUUCUACUGCAUUGGUUUCAAGACCGCCGCCCCUGAGUAUACCCUCCGUACGCGUAUUUGGGCUUCUCUCCGCGCGCAGACCUUAUAUCGCACGGUCUCCGGUAUGAUGAACUACUCGAAGGCGAUCAAACUUCUCUACCGUGUCGAAAACCCCCAGGUUGUUCAACGCUUCGCUGGCAACACCGACCGCCUCGAACGUGAGCUCGAGCGCAUGUCUCGUCGCAAGUUCAAGUUCGCUGUCUCCAUGCAGCGCUACUCCAAGUUCAACAAGGAAGAGCUGGAGAACGCCGAGUUUUUGCUUCGUGCCUACCCGGAUCUGCAAAUUGCCUACCUCGACGAAGAGCCUGCUCCUCAGGGCGGCGACCCUCGUUUGUUCUCUGUCCUCAUCGAUGGGCACUCCGAGAUCGACGAGCAGACUAACAAGCGCAAGCCGAAGUUCCGCGUCGAGCUCCCCGGUAACCCCAUUCUCGGUGAUGGCAAGUCGGACAACCAGAACCACGCGAUCAUCUUCUACCGGGGCGAGUUCUUGCAGCUCAUCGACGCCAACCAGGACAACUACCUCGAGGAAUGCAUUAAGAUCCGCAACGUUCUCGGCGAAUUCGAGCAGUACAACGUCUCCAGCCAGAGCCCUUACGCCCAAUGGGGUCAGAAGGAGUUCUCGCGCUUCCCGGUCGCCAUUGUGGGUACUCGCGAGUACAUCUUCUCGGAGAACAUCGGUAUCCUCGGUGAUAUCGCAGCCGGCAAGGAGCAAACAUUCGGUACGCUCACUCCUCGUGUCCUCGCGUGGAUUGGCGGAAAGCUUCACUAUGGUCACCCCGAUUUCCUCAACGCGACGUUUAUGACCACACGUGGAGGAGUCUCCAAGGCUCAGAAGGGGCUCCACUUGAACGAGGAUAUUUUCGCCGGUAUGACCGCUAUCUCUCGUGGCGGACGUAUCAAGCACUCCGAGUACUACCAGUGUGGCAAGGGCCGUGAUCUCGGUUUCGGUACCAUUCUCAACUUCCAGACCAAGCUCGGUACUGGUAUGGGUGAACAGAUGCUCAGUCGCGAGUACUAUUAUCUCGGCACACAACUCCCUAUCGACCGCUUCCUCACCUUCUACUACGGGCAUCCUGGUUUCCACGUCAACAACAUCCUUGUCAUUUACUCCAUUCAAGUGUUCAUGCUCACCCUCAUGUACCUGGGCACUCUCAACAAGCAGCUCUCCAUCUGCAAGGUUGACUCUCAGGGCAACGUGCUCUCCGGCCAGGGUGGGUGCUACAACCUCCUCCCUGUCUUCGAUUGGAUCAAGCACUCCAUCAUCUCCAUCUUCUUGGUGUUUUUCAUCGCUUUCCUGCCGCUGUUCAUGCAGGAGCUUCUCGAACGCGGCACUGGCAAGGCGCUCGUCCGUCUUGGAAAGCACUUCUUGUCUCUAUCUCCAAUCUUUGAAGUAUUCUCCACGCAGAUUUACUCCCAGUCCAUUCAAAGCAACUUGACAUUCGGUGGUGCUCGAUACAUCGCGACGGGCCGUGGUUUCGCAACAACCCGCAUCUCAUUCACCAUCCUAUACUCUCGCUUUGCUGGACCCAGUAUCUACAUGGGUAUGCGGAAUCUUCUGCUGCUGCUGUACGCCACCAUGUCCAUUUGGACUCCCUACCUCCUGUACUUCUGGGCCUCCGUCCUGUCGCUCUGCGUCGCUCCGUUCGUAUUCAACCCACACCAGUUCUCCUUCGCCGACUUCAUCAUCGACUACCGCGAGUUCCUUCGGUGGAUGUCACGCGGCAACUCACGCGCCAAGGCGAGCUCCUGGUACGGGUACUGCCGUCUUUCGCGUACCAUGAUUACUGGUUACAAGAAGAAGAAGCUCGGACACCCAUCGGACAAGAUGUCGGGCGAUGUCCCUCGCGCGAAGUGGCGGACUGUGAUCUUCAGCGAAGUCAUCUUCCCCAUUUGCGUCGCCAUCGUCUACAUCAUCGCCUAUAUGUUCGUCAAGUCCUUCCCCGACAAGGACGGCAACCUGAAUCCAAGCCCACUCAUUCGCAUUGGUGUCAUUGCCGUUGGACCGGUCGUUUGGAACGCGGCGGUAUUGCUCACGCUGUUUUUCAUCUCGCUCUUCGUGGGCCCGAUGCUUGAUGGCUGGGCGCGCUUCCCAUCCUUCAUGGCCGCGUUCGCGCACUUGAUGGGUCUCAUUGGUCUCGUUGCGUUCUUCGAGUUCUUCUGGUUCCUCGAGCUCUGGGAUGCGUCGCAUGCCGUUCUAGGUGUCGUCGCCAUCAUCGCCAUCCAGCGUGCGAUUCAGAAGAUCCUCAUAUCGGUUUUCCUUUCCCGUGAAUUGAAGCACGAAGAGACGAACCAUGCGUGGUGGUCUGGCAAGUGGUACGGUCGUGGUCUUGGUGCCUCGGCAUUUUCGCAGCCCGCGCGUGAAUUCGUCGUGAAGACCGUGGAGAUGUCUCUUUGGACGUCAGACUUCUUGCUCGCCCACAUUCUCCUGAUCAUCAUGACGGCGCCGAUGUUCAUUCCCUUCGUCGACAAGCUCCACUCGACUAUGAUGUUCUGGCUCAGGCCAUCCAAGCAGAUCCGGCCCCCGCUCUUCUCUACCAAGCAGAAGCGCCAGCGGAGGUGGAUCGUCGCCAAGUACACGUUGGUCUACAUCAUCGUGGUUGCUUCCCUCGUUGCUCUCAUUGUCUUGCCUGCAUUGUUCCGGGACCACAUCACCUUCAACUGUACUGUAUGCAAGAACAUCUAA